This is a messenger RNA of Porites lobata, 27109 nucleotides long. NCBI's taxonomy places the organism in Eukaryota, Metazoa, Cnidaria, Anthozoa, Scleractinia, Poritidae. The record is from the annotation of a GenBank genome assembly.
AUGGAAAGCGACGAGUCAGAGAGGCAGAAAAAACUGGAAGCAGGAAAAGAAAAGGUUGUAAUUGAACCGCGUGACGUGGCUUUGCGCGCGAAGUUCAGAAACUACUUUGAUUGAUUUUGCAUUGAGCUCGUAAUAGCUUUUGGGUUAAGCAUCUUGUAUUUUAAUACCUUUCCAGCUCAAAAUGUUUCAGAAGAAGAAGUCGGGCACAGGCACGAAGAAAAAAAAGAAGAAAGGGACAUCUUCCACAAGCGGAUCUGGGCAAAGCCCUUCACCCGGGGGUAAAGAGAGAAGACGAAGAAGCACAUCACAAGAUCGGGGUGCGAAACCGCUUGCAGAGGUUGCAGCGGCCGGGGAAGAAAAAGGGGCCCACAGAGAAGGCGAAGACGUUGAGGUGGAGGAAAUUAGUCAGGCAGACACAGAUAGAGAUGCUCCGUCGAUCGCUUCAGAACUGGGAUCACCUAUUCCCUUUGAUGUGAGUUUAAUAACUUUGAAAUACAGUAUGCUAAUAUAAAGCAGACCGACCACAUGUGUUCAAGCAAUAUCGUCUCUUUUUAACAAAAAAUGAACGAAAUUGAAAAAAUUAUGAAGAACGCAGAAAGCGCUGCUUGUUAAGUGAAAUUCUAGUUGCAAACAAUAGUUUAACAUUUGAAGUCUGGACUCAUAAGCGUGAACUUCACCAAUAAUCUUUGGAGGAAAUCGACCACAAAAUUGACGAAUUUUGCGCAUUGAUAUCGAUACUUUCAUUUUAUAAGUGACAUGGAAGUAAUAUACGGAUUCUUCUUUUUACAGUGCAGGAAGUGUGAUUUACUGUCUCUGAGCUUCAUCUGAGGAAGCUAACAUGGAAAUUGGAUACGAGUGACUUCCUAAUUGUAUUACACGCAAAUUUCUUUGAUAACUUUAGUCCCGUUCAUAAACGAAAAAUCUCAUGCUGUUAAGCAAAGUCUUGUUGAUAUGUUUUGAAAAUGUCAGGUUUCCCCCUCAGUGUGACCUCUUCCAUUUAAAAUCAAAAUUUUGGUGUGGAAAGUAUGUGUGAUUCUCGUGCGUGGGCUAUCGCAUGACAACAGGGGACGCCGUCCGUAGUCAAUGACCUCAACAUGUUCAUAAAAUAUUUAAAGGGUUUACUUAAAUAAUACUUCGUUUGUUUUUAGGCUGAACAAGAGCAAAACUCACAAUCAGGAAGCUAUGUCAGUGGAAGCGAAUACACAAGCGGCGAAGAAUAUUCCGAGGUAUGAAUAUUGUUGCAUUCUUCCAUUCACCUGAGUUCAUAAAGAUCUUUUCACACUAUGCAUUGUUUGAAAGCUUUGUUUUUGUAAAGAACAGAGAUAAAAAGAGUAUAUGCUUCCGUCAGUCAAGCGUUUAAUGAAGACGCUCGCCAAAUGUUUAUAAAUAUAAAUACAUCUGUGGGAUAUCGGUUCAUAUUGAUAUUGCACGACGUUUAUUUUAUGGACUUUGAAAUUUAUGAAAUAGACAACUUCGCUGUCUUCGGUUUCAAUCAAAAAGUUUAAUCGUGACGCAAGGACAAAAAAGUCAAUAAUUAUCUAAUGAAAAUGGUAAUUAACACAUUUUGAGUUCAUAAAUACCCUUUCUUAGAGUCCUUUUUGGAUGUAAAUAUUGCCAACUUAUUUACUCGUAUCAACUCUAUUGUCUUGUGAGUAAUUUGUUUUAGUGAAGACAAAAUACACUUUUAAGUUUCGUUCUAAGACACGUUUCUUGAUAGUAUUAUGUUUAUUUUGGAUGCAAUUUAAGGAUAAACUGACAUAUAACCUCUUUCCUUGUCUAACACCUGCCUGAUUUUAACCCUGAUGUUUCAUAAUAUUUGCACAUACAGCUUUGUGCCUUCCGAAUACAUUUUCAUUAAAUUUUUUUGUUGCCAAAACAGUUUAAUAAUGUAAAGUUUGAAAACUCCCCAGGCAUUUUGUUUUGUUGCGUGCAAUGCAUGAAUGCAUGCAGCUGUUUGAAUUUUUUUCUUCAAAAAAAUACAAAUUUUGUGUCAUUCCUGUGAUGAAUUUUUCUCCUUUCAUGCAAAACCUACUAUUACUUUUAGGCUUUAUCAGAAAACAUGCACUCUUGGCAUUUUAUAUUCUCAAACUUACUAACAAUUCAUGUAAAGAAUUCAAAGUAACUAUAUCUAUUGUGAUAUUGGUUUCAAAAAUUUGGGAUUUGAGAAAAGCCACUAACACUUUGACUAAGUUGUUGCAAGAUUGUCUCUCUAACUUCUAAACCCAUGGUGUUACAAUUCAUAUGAAACCCCAUUGGCAUUUAUAUAUGGCUAUUUAUUUCUUGGGCUUUUAUAAAAUGAUAUUUGAAUAUAUUUGUUAGUUUUUUCUUUUGUACUGAUAGGAGUGAUACUCAUAGGGCUAAUAAUAAUAAUAAUAAUAAUAAUAAUAGUAAUAAUAAUAAUAAUAAUAACAACAAUUGACUUAAUUUUGAUCAGCUGUCAAUGCUCAGCCGACUGUGAUUCAAAUGGAGACUACUGUGUUGUCCAUUGAAACAUUAGUCACUGUCAUAAAGUCCUACAUGUAAUUAGAUUUAAUGGAAGAAAGACCAUCACAGUACUGUUAUAUUCAGUAUAUGAAAUCAACAUCCACUGCAAUAGCUAACAAACACAGCUGCCUUGCACUUGAUGUUGAGGAAUGGGAAGUUGCUGUAUUUACUGUAGGCUGCACCAGUGUUCGAUGUAGGCUGUGUUUUUGGGUCAUUGAUGUGGAAUAUUCUAUUCUGUUGCAAAAUGAAAUUAUCGUGGAGUCAUACUGAAAAGUAAAAAAAAGUUACCUCAUAUAAUUAUAAGUACUUCGAAAGCAGCAGGCAAUAAUAAAAUCAUCAAUGGCUUUGCUCAGGAAUAUCUGAGUGACUUGCUAGAAACUUAUGUCCCCACUCAUUCCUUGCGUUUUGCAACGCAAGGCUUUCUAGCUGUCCCCAAAUCCUUAAAUUCCACCUAUGCGGACUAAGCUUGUACAGUUGCUGCACCCAAACUUUGGUACAACCUGCCAGUAAAUAUUAGAGCAACAAGUUUCCUAGAUUCUAUUAAAAGGAAGCUCAAGACCCAUUUCUUUCAGGAUGCAUUCUUAUAGCAUUUCUUUAUAGCAUUUUUUAUAGCAUUUUUAGCAAAGCGUUUUGUAUUUUGUAACGUAUUGAUUGUAGUCUUAGGCUUUGACAGAUUUUUAUUUCUGUAAAUGCAUUGAGGCAAUGCAUAAUCUGUUCCAAACUGUAAUUAUUAUUAUUGUUAUUAUUUAAAGUAGAGGUAGAUUUUGUGUUGGGCAUCAUAUUAUAGUUUGACUCAGACCAUUUUUGAAAUGACCUAAUUUAAAAUACCAUGUGGGACAUAUGACCCACUUUGACUAAUUUCUAGAGUGACCACUGGUGCACCACAGAUGAAACUAAACUCAAGUAGGUCUGGGAAACAGUGCCAAAAUCCUUGUUUAGGGCCUCAACCUGUGUACCAGGAUUUGGGUACUCGCCAUGAUUGGCCUGUUAAAAAAGCCAUUGUCAAUUUGCCUGUCAGUUUGAAAAGGAAAUUGGAAAUGCACUACCUGUAAUUCGUUGAGUGCGUAGGGUGCGCAGAAAAAGGAUCUCAUUACUGCUUCACAGACAUUAUUAACCAGUUUUUGUACAUUUACUGGGUAUAAAUUCCUAGCUAUGUGAUUUGAAUUCUGUUAUUUUAAUAAUGAAGCUGUUGUAUUUGUGUCAUUCUACAGGAGGGUGGCCUAGACAGCUAUGACAUUGCUAACAUUGAAAGAAAUGAGCUAAAAAAUAGAACACAGGAACUGGAGGAAGAAUUGGCAGCCAAGAAAGCGGCAUUGAAACAGAUCAGCCGUGAAAAUGCUGACUUGAAGGGGAGGGUGGAGUUACUGCUGCAGGACCAGUCGGGAGCGUCAGUCAUUAAGGAACUCAGCAGACAGGUUGAGGAAAUGAAAGAAAACUUACAAACGAAGCAGUCAAUUCUUGAAGACAUCAAUAAAGAAAAUCAAGAUCUGAGAACCAAGCUGGAGCGUAGCGAUCAGAGUAAAGGGGUGUCAGGUGAUGCGCAAACAGACGAGUUAAAGGCAAAGCAGCUGGCUUUAGAUGAAUUAAAUACGACAAACCAAAGACUUCAAGCUGAAAUUGCCACCCUGAAGAAACAAUCAUCAACUACUCAAGAAAAUGGUUUGCCAAAUGAUUUUCUGGAGCUAGAGAACUUGAGAGAGACAUUGAGAUCCAAGGAGGAAAUUUUGGAGAAAGUUCAGAAAGAAAACAGCGAGUUGAACUUGAGACUAAAAUCGUUAGGUGUUGAAGAAGGUGCUAAGGUCAAAGAAAGAUCUAAUAAAGUGGACGAGCUUUCAAAAAUGCUAUGGGAGAAGGAGAGUGAGAUAGGUAACUUGCAACAUUUAAAGGCACAACUGGAAGAGAGACUUGGAAGCUUACAGAAUGUGCAAAAUGAACUGGAGGAAAGUAGACGACACUGCGCUGCACUUGAAGCUCAACUGGCUAAUGUUAGUGCAGUGGAUAACUCUAUGGAAGAAAAAUCGGAAAUGGAGAAUCUUCGAGAGAAUCUAAGACUUAAGCAGGAAACUAUGGAGCAGUUGAACAGAGAGAAUGAGGAUCUUAAACAGCGACUUAAUACUUUAGAGUCCACAGAUUUUAAAGGACUUCUCGAAGAAAGCUACAAGAAACUACAGCAGUUUAGUGAGGAGUCUGCUGCAAAGGAUGAGCAACUUGCAAAGUUACAGCCUGUUCAAUCAGAACUUGAGCAAAGUAUAGAGAGAAGCAAAGAGUUGGAACAACAAGUGUCUUUCUUGAAGCACCGGCUUGAAGUUGCGGAGGACAACUCUCUGUCGGAAUCUUCCCAGAUGGAAAACUUGAAAGAAAAUCUGAAACUUAAACAGGAAACUGUCCAACAGCUGAGCAAAGACAAUGAAGAUCUUCGGACCAGGCUAGAUCAUUCUAAUGAAGGGAACAAGCUACUGGAAACAAAACUUGAAGAGCUUUCCAGAGAGCUAGAUUCCAAAAAAGAGCAAGUAAAUCAAGUUGAAGAGCUGCAAAAUGAACUUCAAAAGAGCAAAGCUAAGACAGAUGAGUUACAACAAGAAGUCAUGAGGUUGCAGCAUGAGGUAGAUACAAUGGAGGACAACUCGCAGUCUGAAUCCUCAUUAAUGGAGAACCUCAAGGAAAAUUUAAAACUCAAACAACAAACUGUGGAACAACUUAGUAAAGAUUACGAGUUCAUGCAACAACAGCUGGCACAAAGCCAGGCUAGUUUAGUGGAAUUGUCGGAACAGUUGACAAACAAUCGGAAUGAACUGAAGACGGUGAUGAGAGAGAGGGAUGAGAAACUGAUGAAGGUCAUGGAUCAGUUUGCUGAGAAGGAAGAGGAGUUGGAGGAUUUGAGGAAGAACAAUGAAGAGAUGAAAUCACAACUCAAACAGCUGAGUAAUGAUGUGAGUAGUACAAUGUUUGAGUCUUCUUUCAACAUCAUGUUGCUCUUACAAUCAUGUGAAUUCACAAUAACCUUAUUACAUAUACCAUUCUUAUCAAAGUUAGGGGCUGUUUACUGUACAUGACAUCGAGGUGACUUUUGCCCUGAGCGAGUUCACUCCAGUUCCCUUUCAUGGCUCUAUAUUUGUUUACAUGAUACUACCACAAAAUGUCAUGCCGGCGCGCGUCACCCUGGUGUUAGUUCACCCUGGUUCUUGUACCAGGGCGAGAAUUUCACUCCAGUACGAAAUCUCGCAAUGGUAUCAUGUAAAUGCGAAACGAUCACAAGUUUCGGUGUGAAAUCGGUCUGCCAGUAGACUGGAAUGGGUAGUGCAUACAUGAUGUUUGCAAUUUUGAAUCACACAUGUAUUUUAUCAACAUGAAAUGUACCUUCAAAUAACGAGAUAUGACAUGACCCAGUCAUCAUGUAAAUGCGAUAUGAAAUCAAAAAGUCAUCCCAGUAUGAAAUUCGCGCUGGUGCGAGUUUCUCGUGUAAACGCCCCCUUACACCCUGUAUUGGGUAGGUUCCUGUUGUUGUGAAUGAGUGGGAUCACCAAUGACAUAGUACAAAGGAAUGAAAAGACACUGAGUGAACAGUACCCACAACACAAAACAAAAGCAACCAACAAGAGUGUCUGCAACACCAAGAAACGUUUAAGAACUCUACACCCCCUUCCAAAUUCAAUAACUUUUUUCUACGAACGACCAAACACAUAAUCAUAAUACAAAGAGUGCUCAAUCUUUGUUUACUGCUAUACAGAACCAAUACCAGGUGGUUUUCCGUUUACUCUCAAAGUCCAAAGUUUUACAGCUCUCUGAUUGCUAAGAUAACUGAAUCUUCCUCCUAUGCGUCUUUUAAAAAAAAGCUUGAAGAAUUUCUUCGCAAUAGGUGUUAACUUAAUAUUGCUUUAAGCUUGAGUUACUUUUAUUUUGUAAAUGCUUGUACUACUUUUGCCAGUCCAUAUUUUCAUUUUAGACUUGCUAAUUUUUAGUUCGGAGGAAACCUGAUUUUUUAUAAGCCCUGUAGUUUCUUUCACAUUUCCUUGCCAUCUGCUUCCUUUAAUUUUCUCUAUAAUACACCUUUAUUGUAAUGAUGUGUGAUAUGGCGAAUAUAUGUGAAUGAAUUAAUGAAAAAAACCCUGUGUUGACGAGUACCUGUUUGUGGUUUUCUAAGCACAAACUCCAAUAAGGAAAUUACUACCACAGAUUCAUUUAAAAUGUCUUGAUUUUUAAGCAAGUUCUCUUUACAAGUGCCAUAUGGAGAGAAUGAAGAAUAGUGUUGAGAACAUGGAGAUUGAUAUAAAAGCUUCAAUGUAUUUUACUCUCUUAACACCUAGGUUACCACUUAUCGCACCCAGUCUGAAGAACUUGCUGAAAGGCUGAGUACUUCUCAGGACCACUUGCUUGAGCUCCAAGGGAAUGUGGAAACUAGAGAUGAGAAAGUUCGAGAGUUGAUGCAAAAUCUAGCAGAUCAUGACAGCGAGCAAAAAAAUGUUAAACAUGAGGCUCAGAUGCAGACAGAAGAACUGACUGAACAGAUAAAGAUGUUGCAAGAGCAGUUAGUGGAGGUAAGAUAAAUUAUUCUGACUUGUAUUUUUUCUCCCCACUGGGCUGACAAAUUUACAUUACAAGGGUUGUCUUAUGAGUAAAGCAUAAAAUGAGGUCCAGUGGGAGGGGGGAUGGGGUGGAGAAAAAAGGUAAAGGAGGGGUAGGGCGUCAACUUUCCUCUGUUCUAUGCCUGGUCCUUACUUGUCUUGCUUCCCCUGUUGCUUUCAACUCUUGCCUUGUAGACUAUUGCUUUACUGUGUGAUCCAAAGAUCAAACAUAGGAUAUUAGACAGAACAUUUCAUGAACAUGUAAGAUGUAAUAGUUCCGUAGCUUAUGCUGGACUGAAGGUUGUAUCGUUAUCAGGCCAUAAUUACAGCGUUUAACAGCUAUAGUUCUUUUUAAAGCCUCUGUAGAGCAAGCUCACUGAUUGAAGGGUGGUGAUGGGGAUAGAAAUGUGUUCCAAUCCCCUAUGCCCCCCCCUCCCCCCAAUUCCUCCCUAAAAGCUGAGAGUUUAUAAGCAGGUUACAGAUUCCUGCCCAACUGCAAGCCAUGUUCUAAAUAGCAAAACUUGAAAACAAAUUUUCAUAGACAUUCUUGCAUCAUGUAAAUAAUUUUUCCACCCUCCCUGUUAAGUUCUUUGUUGAAUGUUUAAUCGCCAUGAUGCUAUAGGAUUUGAACAAAAACCGAACACACACACAACACGCUUCUCAAGGCAUUACAACACCAGCAACAGAGUGCCCGUGGUAUUGUGGGAUGUUUUUAUGUUCACUUCCGGUGAACUUAAACAACCUAGACAUCCGGUUUCAUACACUGCACUUCCGUCUGUUUGUCUUUCCUUUAGAGUGAUGGCAGCUUAAAAAUGCAACAGUCAGACAUGGACAAAGUGACCAAAGAGUUACAAGACACCAAAUCGGUUAUAGAAGACCUGAAGCACGAAGUAUCUGACAAAGACAACGUCAUUAUUGAACUGUACAAUUUAAAAGAAAAGGAUGAGGAGAACUACAAGAGUAGAAUAGAAGAACUUAACCAAGAGCUCCAAGACAAAGUAAGAACAAUUAAUCAGCUCAAUCAGGAACUACUCGACAAGAAUGGAACUCUUGAUCAACUAAACGGCGACUUCGAUGGUCUUAAAAGUGAGUUGGAAAGGUACAAGCACAGCGCAAAAGAGUUGGAGAAAAAUCUUGACCAAGCUCAAAAGUUCAAUGCCACUGAAGCGGAAAGACUUCACACAGAGCAUCAGGAAGAGUUGCAAGCCGUGAACUCGAAACAUCUUGCCGAGCUGGAGAAUUUAAAACAGCUGAUGAAUAUGCAACUGGAGGAGACAGGCCAGGAGGCGGAUAAAUCGAGACAAGAACAGAUGGAAAAGCUGAAGCAGGUCUAUGAGGGCGAAGUAAACGUUUUGAAGGAGUCACUCGAUAAGCAGAUUACACUGAACAAUGAUCUAGAACAGCAGAUGGAAAGGGUAAAAGAAGAAUUUGAAAAUAAGGCAACGAUGUUGAAAGAGAAAGAUGAAGCUUUAGAAGUGCUCAAGGGGCAGUUUGAAGAGCUGAAAAGUUCAAGCGCGAUCGAAAUUAAAGAUUUACAGAACGAGUUGAAGAAGAAGGUUAAAGAAAUAGCCGAGCUAGAGGACAACUUGUCGAGUUUUGAAGAAGAGCACACCAGCGAUGUAGCUCAGUAUGAACAGAAUUUACAAAAGCAGCAAGAACAAACAGCCGAGCUUGAGAAGCAGUUAGUGUUGGAACUUGGAAAUGAAUCGGCAAGAUACGAGCAGAAACUCGCUGAAACAAAAGCGCAGCUGGAGUCGAAGUACAAAAAAGCUGCGCAGCAACUUGUGGAGAGAGUGAAAGAUCUAGAGUCGGAAAAUGAGUCUCUGAGGACUACGCACGCUCAAGAAAUCGAAGCGUUUAGAGAGAAUCUUGUUGAAUAUACCAGUGGCUUAGAGGACCAAAUACGAGAAUUACAGGCAGGCGCGCAGGCUGAACACAAACGUGAGCUGGAAACCGUGAAGGCUGAACACGUUGAGGUUGUAGCAAAGUUGGAAAAAGAACUGAAGACUUUAUCGGAGCGUAAAGAAGCGCUCGAAAUGGAGCUUAAACCCCGUGCUGGCAAUGAGCAGACAGGAAGGGUGUCCGAGGAGGCAGAUAAGGUGAAGGAAGCUUAUGAAGAGCAGAUUCAAACGCUCAAGGAACAAGUACAGCACGAGCAAGAAAGGCGUGAAAAGGAAGUGGCAGAGGCAGCCGAUAGCAAGGAAAAAGAGUUCAUGGGAGUGAUUGAGGAAGUGCUCGAGAAACAUCAGUUAGAAGUUUCAGAGUUGAAGACGUACUAUGAAAAGAUUCUUCAGGAAACAGGCAAGUUUAGCGCUCCUUAGUCACGGUUACUUUUACUCAAAAGUUAGAACCACCUUGUACAGCGUAAAACACAGUACCACGGGAAAGUACUGCUUAUUAUCUUUCAUCGCUCGCCAUAAUUGGAGCGCUUGUUCGAAGGCUGACUUAAAAGCUAGAACCAUGCACCUUGCACGGCAUAAUAUUCAGGAAAGUAUUCCCCCAGAAAAGAAGUCUAUAGGUACAAGGAAACUGAGACAACUAAUUGAUUUACUUAUAUAUUUAUUACUAGUGAGUAACGUUGCCAUUGUCUUUGUGACAUCAUUCAGGUCAAGAACAGCAGAAAGAAGACCCCGCUGUUGUUUUUACUCAGCUGAAAUUAGAAAAGGAAAGAGAGAUCGCCCAGAUAAAGAAGCAACUACUCCAGGAGAGCGAAGAAAGAAUCGCUUCAACGCAAGACACACUGCUCUACAAAAUAACGAAAGAAGAAGAAGAAAACUUGCGUUUGCGAAGCAAGCUGACCGAACUGCAUAAGGACCUUUCUGAGGUUACCACAGAAAGAGACCGACUCUUGAAUGAGAUUCAGGUGCUCACAGAUACACACAGUAUGCUGGACCUAAGAUUGCAAGCCCCUAUGGAGUCCAACAUUAGCUCUGUGUCCAGUCAAGUUGUACACGAAGAACCGCUAUUGGUGAGACAGUCUGUAGAGGAGCUGGAAGUCUUACCGGGGACUGGAUUUGCUGAAGGUAUCUCAAAUUAUUGAGAAUUUCGGAAGAGACCCUUAGAUUCUAAGACGAGGAGGACAACGAGAACUAAAUUUUCUCGUACAAAACAGUGCGCGUGCGUGAAAUAGCGUUAUUUUGGCGGGAAAACGUGAUAGCCGUCAUCAUUCUUCUACGGGUUUUAGCGAGAAUAAAGAGUUUUAGAUUUGAGAACGAGUACGAGUAGGAGAUUUAACUUAAAGUUUUUGCGCGUUUUCUAAAAAAACAAAGACACCCCGGAAUGCUUCAUUUUACUCUUUUUUUUCCACCAAAAAAGUUAGUACGUUUUUUUUAUACUGAAACAGGUUAAGCCCUCUCCCGACAGCAAAAUGAUAAAAAUUCUUACAUUUGAUAACUUGUUCCCGCCACUACGACAUUCUUGCUAAAACUCGUCGUAGAGUGACGGCGGCUAUCACGUUUUCCCGCCAAAAUGACGCUGGCUCAGGGGCGUGCACUACUUUAGAAUUGAGAAAAUCUCGUACAGUACUCGUAGUCGCCCCCUGCCUCGAAUCUAAAGCUCUAUAAUGCCGUAGUGACGAAAACAAGUUAUGUUAGUGAUCGAAUGUUAGGAAAUUGAUUGAUCAUUUUGCGCUGGAGAGAGUGCUUAACCUCCUUCAAUAAAAAAAUGACCGAGCUACUCUUUCCAUGAUGUCGGUUUUUUGAUAAUACGCGAAAAAUCAUCGUUCUCGUCCUCGCGUCUAAAGGUCUCUGUUAUCUUGGUGUUGUAUCAGCUUGUUAUAUUUAAUGUUAAUUUGAAUCUGGGAGGGGGGACAUUUUAGUAGCCUAAGGUACAAUGUUUAACCGAAUUUCUUUCGUCACACUGACGUUAAAAUGUGCUGUUCAGUUGAAGGUCAAUCUUAGGACUUUAUCUACGGAGGGUAGUGACCCUAGAGUUGUUUUUACAGGCUUGGCGUCUGAAAUUUGUAUAUGAACCAAAAUAGCUGUCUUUAAUGUAGUAAAUGUGUUCCUGCUCUUCUUUCAUAUUAAAAAUAAUUCUUGCCUCACCCUUUUAUUCAAAGAAACAUCAGACCAAUCCGCCUCUCUUGCGGCCAAGCUCAACCAGAUGCAAGAAAUAGUCCGGCAGAAGAAUAAAGUUGAGCUCAAACUAAGCCAACAGCUUCAGGAAGCUAAAAGGGCGCUGGAGAAAGAGAGAGAGAACUUCAUAGUUGAGAUGAACGAACGAGAAGCCCGAGAGAGGGCCCUGGAAGUCAGCAAACGACAACUGGAGACGCAACUGACCGCUGUGGAUAGAGAGAACUACGAGUCGCUUGAAGAGCUGUCUCUCUUGCAGGUUUGUGUGUGUGAAAAAAUGCGUAGGGUAGUUGAAGUAACUAGAGUUGACCAGCAGUGAUUAUAUUGUUCGGGUUUGUGGACCACUCCAGUGGGCCCUUAACAGCUUAACAGUCAUACUGGCGCGGCUAGCAUGUGUGCCGGGUUGUUGUCACAACGUUUUAUAAAUCUUUUGCUUCUGUUUGGAUUAGCGAGGGGAAAACGCGAACAAGCAAGUGCAAGCAACGUGCGAGCGUGUGACAAUUAAUUUUUUUUUGUUUUGCGGAUUCUGAUUGGUUUAAAAAUUAGCUAAUCGCGAGACGUAGUAAAGUAGAACAAUUGACCACUACAAAAAAUACCAUAACAUACCAUAAUGCUCUUUGUUUGUCACCCCAUAAUUUUGCAUAAGCAUUGUUUUCAGUUUCUCUUGGGGCAAUUUUAACUCCCAUUUUAACUGCGACAUUAUCGUGGAGCUUAAAAUACCACGACGGCGAUGGUACGCGCGGAGAAAGAAAAGAUAAUCGUCCUGUUGUGUGAACGUCAUGAAACGAGAAAGCAGGAAAUAUCACGUGUUAGUCGUGCAGUGACGGCAAAGAAAUAUACAAAAACUAAAAGUGUGCUGCACGUGCAGAGCUGCUGUUUUGCUUAUCAAAGUUCUUGGUUUUUGAACGUUCUCGUCGCCUCCGCCGUCGUUGUUCCUUAAACUCUCUAUCCGUUUUCGUCACUCAAUUGAAAACAAGUGAAUAAGCAAGUGGAAUUUUGUGUGACUUUUAAGGAACGUCUUCAAGAGAGGAUACGGGUGGAAAGCGAACUACGGGAAGAGAAAACCCGAUUGUUGAACGUGGUUAAAGAGAAGGAAGGAGAAUUGGCCAAGGGGAGAAACGAGUUUACAGAUAGACUACAACAACAUGAACAAGUCAUAGAGGUAAGUACUGCUUUUCUUCUGGUGAGUUUUCAAAGCUGUAAGGUUAAAAAAAAAAUUAUUUUGGGGACUUGUUAUAGGUGGUUUUCACGUUACGUCAUCGCUGCCAUGCCGGUGGACGGUAAACAAAAGAUCGCUCAUUAAGUCGCUUUGUUUGUCCACCAGCAUUUGUUCAUUUCACCAUUGUUAUUUGUGUCUCCCGAGAUGGCAUGAAGACCACCUAUACCUUCUGUCCUGAAUUCACCAAAGAGGCGACGCUCUUAGUCGAACGUUGCAAGUGAAAAAUCGUGCGGUACAGCAAAACGGUGAACGUAUUAGCCUAACUUUCUGCGUACCUGCAAAAAGUGUGUUAGGCCCAGGUAAAACGUCGAACUUCAAAUGUCAAUGUUUGAUCCGGGCCUAAGCCGAGUGGCAUUCGUAUGCGCAAUAUUGCCGUGAAAUAAAUAGACCUCUGUAGCUUGAGUGUUUUGUUUUCUCAAUGUUUGCCGUUUGGUAAUAGUCAAAGGAAAUGUUUCUUUUAAGUUUUUAUUUUAUUUAAGUGCUUGUCUAUGCAUCAAUCAGUUGUUCGAUCGAUCAAUCAAUCAAUCAAUCCAUUAUUUACCCAUGUAAAGUUGAAUCAACUUAAAACUCGUUCAAAGUACGUAACUUAACGGUCGUUGAAAAUACGUAAUUCCCCUCAGAACAUCCUAUAACCUACAUUGGGAGAACAAAACAUACAAAGUUAUGAGUUAUGAGGGCUACUAUGAGCUGUAACCGCCUACUAUCAUCUGCUCUAAAAAGACCCCCGCUCCCUAUUCCAUGUUGCUAAAUUCUGACAACCAACGUGUAUAGUUCUGGUGUUACCUAAAACAGCAUUUCAAGAGGGUACGGAGGAGUAAGGCAAUUCACCGGCCGAAAUGAAUGUCAGAAUGUCAGGAUUUUAGGUCCUAAUUCCUUUUUUUCUCAACAAGUUUUGUCCAAGGUUUUAGCACUGUCUUUGUUUUAUCGCAGGAGCUUCGUGAAAGAAUCUCGACAUCCGACUCGGUAUCGGAUGAUGUACAGGACGCAUUUGGUCGGCAGUUACUGGUGUUACAGAAUCAGAGAGAUUCACUUCUACAGCAACUGGAACAGCAGAAGAAAGACGGCACUUCUUAUGUGGAUAUAUUGGAAGAAAAAAACGCUUUAGAAGAUAGCUUAAGGUAGAGAACAGGGUUCUUUAGAAAAGCUUUCAGUCUGUUGAUUUGUUUUGUAUAAACAAGACGCUGUGGUAGUGUGUAUCUCGGCUUUUUACAUGUUCCCUAAGCCUUCGUUCAUUUUGGUCAGCAAAAAUAUUUAAGCAUGCGCACACAGCGUUCGGUUGGCACUGUUUGAGUAUUGUGCGCAAAGUUUCAGUUUCAAUUAAAAUUUAUGAGCCUGCCAUCACUCAGCGGGACAUGACGCAGGCGCAUUUGGGCGAUUGACGAUGCUAGUGCAGAAGUACACGUGGCCUUUCCACAGGAGACCCAUGUAAAAAAAAAAAUAAUAAUCUAAAUUUGUUACACUAUUAGCAUCCUUUGACUGCCGUCAAGAUUCUCUACGCCACAAUCGUGGAGAUCGAUUUCUGCGUAGUUCUAGUUUUAUUUCCAUAUCAGAUCCUUGCUUAUUAGUAAUUUGUUGAUUUUCUUCAGACUUGAGCGUGAAAGGCUUUCGGAAAAGCUUCGCCAGAAGGAAGUUCUUGAAAGAGAACUGAACCGCGAGAGAGCUUCGCUGCAAGAGCAACUGAUCAAGCAGGCUAAACUGAACGAGAUCAUCAGACAAAAGGACUUGUUUGAAAAAGAACUCAGAAAGGAGAAGAAUGAACUGCAGGUCUGUAAUCAAGAGCUUUCCUCUUCGUUCACCUACUUACUGUAACUUGGCAUCUCUUUUAUUUAUUUUCAUAAGUGCGCUCGACGAUUUCUAGAGAAAAUAGAGCGUCUGGCAACAGGCUAAAUUUCAAGUGUUAGGCUGCUAAAUAAAACAGUAUUUGGAGAAUUAAAUGAAGGAUGAUCAUCGCAGUUGUAUACGCAACUUUUGCAGUUGCGAAAAGAAAGCCAGAAAAAAAUUCAGACUUGUACCGGAUUCGAACCCUUGACCUCUGCAAUACCGGUGCAGCGCUCUACCAAUUAAGCUACCAAUAACUGCAAUGAUCAUCCUUCAUUUAAUUCUUCACUCCACAGUUCACAUAUAUGAUUUUCAUCUAUUCAAAACUUCAGAAUUUGAAGUGUCCGAUAUUACCAAGUUAAAGAUAAUUAAGAAAAAGUUCUCAGGAUUUGACGGCGGUUGAAUUUGGUAACCAAACAUUCGCGUUGCCGAAGAUUGUGUUUCCUUUAUCCAUCGGAGCGUAUACGAGGGCCUCUGAGAUGAAACGUGCGAUAGAUGUCAACUUCCGGCCUAUUACUGGGUGGAAGCUUGUAAAUGGUGCCAGGGGGAAGAGGCUUAUAAGUGGGGCCGGGGGAGGGGCUUGUAAGUGGGGCUGGGACAUAGGGGCUUACAAGGGUCAGGGGAGGGGGCUUAUAAGUGGGGCUGGGGGAAGGGUCUUGGGGGCGGGGAGGGGCUUAUAAAUGGGGCUGGGGGAGGGGUUAUAAGUGGGGCCGGGGAGGGGCAAAUAAGUGGGGCCAGGGGGGGGAGGCUUAUAAGCGUCGGUUUAUGGUGUCUGCGAGUUUGAAAGGGUAGUGUUUUUUUAUUGUUCAGGUUGAGCUGGAGGCGAUUGAGAUCAAACUGCUGGACAAGGAAGAUCUACUGUUUAGGGAAAAAGAACGCCUUGAAGAGGAGAUGAAACAAAAAGAACAGCAGAUACAAGAAUGGGAACAUGAGUUUCACCAGAAAGAGAUGGAAUUCCUGAGCAAAGAAGAAUACAUCAAAGAACAGUACAACAAGAGCUUGUUGCAGACCAAAAGUCAACUGGAGAACCAGUACUCUAGCUCGAUGGAACAGCUACGGACAGAUCUGGACGAAGACUAUCAGCAGCAGCUCAGGAGGCUGGAAGACAACCUGAAUGUUCAUUAUGGCGCUGAGAUUGGUCGUCUAAAUUCUCGUCAUCAGGAACAGGUGCUGUGGUGAAUAUUUUAGGCAUGCAACUAAGUCAGUUAAAGGCUUUUUAGCGCCCGAAUUAGCCAUAAAUAAGUAACAAAACAUUUGUCAAAAUGACAUGUCAUUGUUACAGUAAAAAUGAAUGGUCGCAGACUCAAAGAACUAAAAUAGUGGACCAAGACCACGACUUAGAAAACAGGACGGGGCUAAAUGAAUAACUUUUAUGUAGAUUAUUGCAGUGGGCCUAGUUUUGUGAGGUUUAGUGAGAUUCAAAGAGUUGUAAGACUUAUUCAGACCCAAAGUGUUGUUGUUGUUUUUUUUGAGAACAAAUUUAUUAUGUUGGGUCUAUAUAAGCUCGGGUGGGUAACUUUUUUUUUUUCAAUCAAGGUAGCACUUAACAGAGAUAUCCGUCGCCCAUCUGUUGAUAUACUAGUGUUUUUGCGUUUUUAAGUUCCGCAUAAGAUUAUUUCGCGUGUUGGUGUUUGACAUUUUUUGCCUGUUUGUUCCUCUGUAACUUCUUAACUUGCUUCUGUAGGUGUUACACAGCACAGUUUUGUAUUUUGGAAACUGUUUUGCUUGUAUCUCUUUUGCAUUGACAGAGUUUAUAUUGAUGUUAUAUACGUCAUGUUACAUAAAGUUUGUGUCUUAUGUAAAGUUUUCUUGUCUUGUCUGAGUGAACUAGGGCAGCCGCCUACCUUUCUGUGAUUGGCUCAAUGAAUUCCCGCGCUUGGAAAAUACCAUUGACUUUCUUAUGAUCGUAAUUCGGGCAAGCCACUUUGCUCGCUUGGUAGUUUUCCAUGUCUUAUUCAAACUGCUCUAUCAACUGUUAUUACAAUUAAAGUAUCUAAAAAGAAGUAAGAAAAAGAGUUUAAAACAGUUUUAGUCGAGGGCAUUUUGUCAUAGAGAUAGUUACCUGCCCAUAGAAGUUUUCUACGUCAAUCUAGCUUUCCAGUGUCUAUGAUAAGCUGCGUCGUUUUUUAUUCAAAAACGUUUAAUAGAACUUGUAGUGCAUGUUGGAUGCCCUCGUUGACUCAGAUCGUCAAUAAAAAUACUAAAUAUUAAACCUUAAUUUAGGAAAAAAUUAGGCAAUAUCUAAAAUUUCUUAUUUGUCACAAAAACAAUUAGCGGAAAAAGAAAUGAUAUUCAGAGGUUUAUGUCAGGAAAGAUUAUAACUGAAUAUUUUUGCACUAAUGUGCACUCAAAUGUAGUAUUACAAAUGAAUAUUUUUGGCACCAAUGUGCGUUAUGUUUAGUCGAUAAUUAGAACAGUAAAUAAAUGAAUGGAAAUAUAUGAAAUUUCUGAAUUUAGGGAAAAGAAAGUAAACUUUCAGUUUUAAAAAAUAAAUCUUGUUUGGUCUUGUAAACUGUCCACGAAAACUUAGGAAUGUACUUAGAGGUGAACAAUGUUAGCUUAGUUUUUCUCCUCAGACAGAUUUUUUGCGAGAUCAAACGAAAAACAUAUAAAUAUUAAUAGUUUAUUAUGAGAUAGGCGUUAAUAAUUUUAUAUCGUAUUGUUUAAUUUUAAAUAAAGAGGUUUUUCGAGAAAAAAGCUUUAUAACACUUUUUUCUAUCGGCGCUGCCCCUUCACUCAGACAUUCCUAUUCUUUUGUGUUUAAUUUUGCAAGUUUUGUUUUCUGUAUUUUGUUUCUCUAAUUGUUUAUUUAAUUUCUCUAUUUUAAUGUUCCUUGAAUCCCUAAUUAACGUUCUCUGUUCGUAAAAGCUACUUGCGUACUGAAAGUUUUUGUUUGUUUGUUUGUUUGUUUUUGCAUUUCUGUUAGCUGUUUAUUUUUACGUUGAGUGUUGGUAUCCAAAAAUCGGAAAGAAAUAACUGACGCAGACAUUGCAAUGAGCCAAUCAAAAUUCGAAGCAAAUGCUUCUAUCGGGCGCCUAGCGCGGAAAAGUGCUUUGGCCAAUCAAAUUCGUAUAAAUCACGAAACUAAUAGGCCACUUCUGAGUUCCAAUAACCCUCACUUUCAAAAUGAGGCUAGGUGCAAAAUCUUUCUUGUGAAAAUGAGUUUUAUUUGCAUGAGAAAGAAAAAUGAUUUCCAUAUCAACGGCUGAGCACCUAUCCUCGUUUUGAAACAGAGGCCCACGGGAACUCGGAAAUGGCCUAUUUUGAAUUUAUUGAACCAAUCAAAACUCGAAGCAGGUGCAUGCCGCCGGUCCAAAGGGCGGGAAAAGGUUUUGGCCGAUCAGUGAAACGCAAAAUUACUUUCGGAUCCAAUAAACCAAUCAAAACUCAAAGCAGGUGCGUGUAGUUGGCGAUACGCACGUGAAAAUGUUUGCAAGCAAGUAACGAUUGAGUUGUUGUUACCUCUGAUUGGUUGAAAAAGUGGCGCGAAAUGUUUCAGCCAAUCCCAUUACGUGGCAAUACAAAAGCAAAGCAACUCAGAAUUAGUUUCGAUACUUAGUUACCCUGUCGUCACGAACAAUGAAGGUUUACAAAACUUAUGAUAUUAUCGAAACUGAAUUUGACGUAAGAAACUUCCUGAGCUUGUGCUGUAUGACGUCGGCGGUGCUGUGGAGCCGUGUACAGCUGACUGAUUUUAAUGUUCGUCACAUUGUAUAAACAUCUAAUUUUGGCAACAAAACAUGCAAUUAUACUUGUAGCUGUGCACCAUUCACCCUGUUUUAGCAAACGGAAAAUAAAAUUUGUAUUAUUGACCUAGAAAAAGUCGCGUGACAGGAGCUAGUUUAAAUCUUGAAAAUACACGAUGUUUUGCUCAUCAUGAGCAAAGCGUCUUAAAAUGUUCUCAGAUAUUAUCUGUGAAAGUAGUACUUUUAGCAUGAUAAAUCCGAAAUGGUGUUCUGUAUUAUUAUCGUGUCUGUUUUUGUUUCCAUGUGAAUUGAAAGUUGCGUGAAUAAAUGUAAACGCAGAAUAAAAAUAUUAACUCUUCGUGUAUUAAAAACUUAAUUUACAAAAUCAGGUUUUGUCUUUCGAAAUAUAAACAGUAACUCUUUGAAUCGUCUCCUACUGUACUGUCAUCAUCAGUAUUCAACUGUUUCUCGACAUCUGACACCGGUUGCCGGGCGAUACAUUUCCUCUUUUCGAAAGUGAAAAAUUAACGUGAUUCUAAGCAAAUAUUAGGCGUCAAUAUCAUUUGCCGCUUAACUUUUAUAAUAUCCGUUCGGUUGUAAGCCGUCACGUUUUAAUGUGUACUUCGAGGAAUAGUGGCUUGUAUUGUUUACUGUACAUGAAAUUUGCAAAUCGUGUUUCGCCAGUAGAAAUCUGGGACGGGCCAGAUGCUAACGACAAGUCUAUUAAGAUCAAGUUAUUUUUAUUUAUUGCACGAUUGGGCUGGACAAAAGCCGUUCACCGCUUAUUGUGUCGCUGAAAUCCACGUAAACGAGUUUCAAAGAGAUUUUAACCGUUACGCGUGGUGAUUUGGGUAAAAUCUACCGAUGGAAUGGCACGAAUUAUCACUCUGGAUCGUUGAUUCACUUCUAGAGCGAGACUGCUUCAAGGUUAGCCGUCUUUAAAUUUAUUCCCCUUAACAAAAGAGAUCUAAAUUUUUGGCUAUAUUUUACUGUAUGUUAAUUUCUUUCUAUGUCGCAUAUGGAGGUUGUGAUAUUAUUGCUGUUUUGUUUUAGCUAUUAAAAGUUAGUUGUAUACUUAGGUACAAAAACUUCAGAGAGGUCAUCGCAUUUCCUUAUCUACAUGAACUUAGCUAAAUAAAUUCGGUUUUUUCAGAGUUAUUUGUGGACAUAAAAUAUUUUGAGCCAGCUCGAUAAAAUCAUAAACAUAUUUUGCCUUUCUCUUUGUGCCGGAAAUCUUUCGAGCGUGAUAAAGUUUAAAAUAACUGGAAUAGGGCUCUCGUAUCCAGCGAAGGUCAUAGCAUAUAUAUUUUUGAUCUGUGUUAUUUUGUCCGUAGAAAAUGUGAAUUUAUUACCAUCUGUUUCUACCAACCAAUCAGAAAUCGCGAGAGAACGCUAUACCAGUUAGGCACCUGUUUUGAUCCGUAAAUGUCAUUGGUCAACAAAGUUUAUUCCGACUAAACACUGACAUCCGUUACAUGGUGUUUCGCGUGUCACACACUGCUUUUACAAGUGCCCUUUCGAUCUAUUUUCCAACCGCUCUUUUUCAUUUCAUUUCACUUUCUAUUUUGCUUUCUUGAUCAGCGUUUUAAGUUACAAACUUUUUUUGUUUAUAAAAAUACCCGUUUUCAAUAACAUUCGGCCCUCACUGUGGUUUACCCCGUCCGAUUUGUUCCCAUGGAGUAAUUUGAAAGCGACAAUACCGCUUGUUGCUCGUACAAGUAAACAAACAAGUCAUCUGAAAAUUAAAGUUAUUGAAUUUUUAAUCCGUAUAGCUCGUCUUUCUCACUUCGUAUGUUCAUUGGCUACUUUUCUCACGCUAGCGCGUCCCAGAAGAGCGUAAAUUUAUAAACGCGUUAAUUACCUGAGGUUUGUUCGGGUUGAUCGCUCGAUCGCACAAAGCCUGAAUCUUCUUGGUCUUCUGUUCUGCACACUUGAACGCUCAACACGCGAAAAUUUGUAAACACUGAAAUAUUUCAUUAUCAUUUUUAUAUAAAGAAGGCUGCUACCUCUUGCAAUCCUCUGACAAGUAAGUUGUAUUUGACCGGUCUUCACAGAUCAUAGUUUUAGCACUAGGGUAGGUAAUCGACGGCGAUUCAGUUUUAAUCUUUGAUGCGUAACCAUAUCCUAUAAGUAUUUCCUUUUGUUCGUGUUUGUUGUCUAAGUGCGUCGAGUGCAGUCAUGUUGUCAAAUGAAUGGAUGUCACUGUAUUUUUCUCUUUAUUUCUUGCAUGUAUGUAAAGCUAUGAUUAUUCUACCAGCCCAUCGCAUUUGCGCGUCUGUUUAGAGUUUGGUUUUUCUAUGGUUACUUCCUAAUCUUGCAACGGUUUUUACGCCCAAGGCAUAAUUGCAAAGUGGAUGUAUUAGAACUCACUUCUGGCAAUUAACUCUUUAGGCUGAAAGCAUAAAGUCUACCUCAUCGAUCUGAUUUAUUUUUUAAUGGAAUAGGACAACUCAAUUUUAGUGUCACGAUUCGCUUCGGUUAAUCUCCUUUUGCUAAACUUGCGUGCUUGUUGAGCGGAAUGACGUGCUACAAGUGAGACGAUCUUCGUUUGAUGCGUACUUCUCUUUCGCGAAACGUUUAUCGUGGCGGUGAGCGAUGGAGACAACCGUAUUCGCAGGCUAGAGUUGGAAAACCGCUUUACGAAUGCAUGUCAACAUGAUCUUUUGUGAAAUUUGUGAAUGUAUCGUUAGUUUUUGCAAGAGUGGGACUCCCAGGAAAUUGACAAAUUCUACGCUUACAGAACUCCUCCCAUCUAAAUGAUUACCUGCGCGUUCUUGGCUUUGCUUAUCGUAUUUUGCUUGUGGUUCACUUUUAUAUAGCUUCUAUCUAUAUCCAAUCCCUUAUAAUUUUGCCACUAAUGACUUCUAGCCUCUAUCUUAUUUUUAUCGCACAUCAUGGCAAGCUACUUAUGUGUGGGAUUUUAUCGAGCUCGUUAUUUCGCUGUCAUGUAGAGUUGUGGUGUACAAACCGCUCUCUGUUUCGUGUGAUAUUUUUUUUUUGCUCUAACCCUAUUCUUUGUCAAUGUUUCUGUUGAUGGAAAGGGUAAAAUCUCUUGAUUUUAGACAAUUUCUUUGGAUAAAUGCCGCAUGAAAUCGGCAGGCAACAGUGGAAAAUAUAUGCUUGUUGAUGGCAGGGGUGAAGGGUUAAACACUCGUCGUAUUUUUUCUACUAAGGUACCUGGCUAGUCUUUCGAAUUGCGGUUCACUUUUAUGCGUUAAAACCUUUUUUGUUUCUUCUUAUGUUACUCUUACUUUGAUCAGUGGGUGUUUCUUUAGCCUCAACAACGCUUGCUUAGCUAAAGACAAAAUGCUACGAAAGGGUUUAAGAUAAGCUUUCUAAUUAGCAAGCAAAAAUGACGCAAAUUUUUGAGCAGGUGUUUUGUCAAUAGUGUAUCACUCACUUCAACAUUUUUCAAAGUGGCGGUACAAAGAAACGUAAAAGUGUUACUGAAAAAAUAUCCCAGUGAUAUCUGAUCACGUCUGAAACAAGGACUGCUCCGAUAUGUUCUGAUAGUUUAACGUUGUACUAUACAAACUCUUCAUUUCACUCUCAGAGACAAGACUUGAGACGUAUUUCAAUUACUUAAGUCUGUAGGCGAAAUCCUGAUAUGAAAUUUUUUCAGCAGUACAUUCACAUGUUGCUGUUUUAGCUUGUUUUUGUCAGUAAACUAAGUGUGUUUUGCUAAACACUGUCAAUACUUUUUGUUACUAUAAGCGUUUUCAAUGUUCCAAGGUUAUCGUUCAACUUUAGAAGCUUAUUUUGGGUUCUGGGGCCCAACGAUGAAAUAAAUGUGGACGUGCGACUUCUUUUUUGACCGGGGUUGAUCUUGUUCGCAUUGGCUUGUAAGUUAAGCAGUUCUUUUUUGAGCUAUUUUUUGUUCGAAAGCUGCGCACUUGAUCAAAGGGUUCCUUUAAUCUUCGAUCUUUUAUUCGCCGAAACUGUGCUCCAACGAAACUGCAGCUACACAAUUUAUGGGGUUGAGCAACUUGUUUUCGGUAAAAUUUUUUUUUUCUCACUUUAUGCAUUAUCUAAAUUUAUUUUACACAAAACUGCGCAACUGAUUCCUUUUCUAAUCGAGAAGUAUCUGUUUAACCAAAGAAUCCCGGGUAGCUUGUACUGUAUUGUCUUGUGCGAUGAAUUACAAGUGUUAAGUACAUUGUGUAAAACAAACAGCUAACAAUAAAAACUGUCAGAACUUAAACACGCUUGCCACUCUGUCGGUAAACAAAGAUGGCGUCCCCUAAAUGAAGGCUUUGUGGCCUUGUACGUGGUACAGAAUUUAGGCAAUCUGCUUUUUAAGGCGCUAUUUAGUCUCCCGUUUCAACGAUUUUCUUGAAAUCUUGACGGUGUAAUAUCCAGCCAGGAAUAAGACAGGUAGAGAAAAGAAUUCUAUUUUAUUUUUUGUGCGAUGCUUGGACGCCAAAACUUUGUUUUUCAUGAUGAAGGCAAGCUACAGGUGUACGUACAUUGUGCACUGAACUGCUGACAUCUUGCGAGGUUACUGAAAUAAACGCAGGAAACGAUUGCUCAUUUUGUCGCCAAACUACCUAGAAAUGUGUCUGCGUGCUCAAAGUUAUGCUCACAUUCAUUGCGACGAGAAAUACAACACGCAUUCAUUAUAGAAAUAUUUCACAAUUUAGCUGGGAUUUCAUUAAAGUCUGUCAACAGAGAAAAGUGAAGAAGUCAUAAGACGAAACAAGUUUUGUGAAUUCGCCUAGAUAAAAUGUGUGUUGGAAGUGGAUCUCCAUUAGAUUUUUCUUUUCUCUGUUGACAUAAUGUUUAGUAACAUUUUCUUGGCUUCAACGAACAAAAUCUCGCAGUCUCACUAAGGUCUUGUUUUAGUUAAAUGUGGAUUUUAUUCAUCAUCUCAUUCUUCUUUACUUUACCAUAACAGAACCCGAAUUGAGCAUGUGCAGCCAGCGAAUAUUUCAAGAUCUUGCAGAUAGUCGAUAUUGAGCUUAUUUGUCUGUGUUGCUUAUGUUUUUCUGUUAUUUGCUGUUUAGAUCACACGAAUGAACGCGGAAUUUGAACAGAAGCUCUUGGAGCUUAAGAGCGAGUUGGAAACUCAGCGACUUCAGCAGGUGGGAACCAUGAAGAGUGUUUUGGAAAGACAACACUCCAACGACUUGAUCGAACUAGAUGACAUUCAUCAACAACAGAUGGACGGCUUGAGAGAUGGUAAGCGAUAUAAGAUUCCAAAUUUCCUUGUCGUUCUUCCUUCAUAAUCCCAGCUAGCAUUUUCAUUUCUAAACGCCUGCAUGUUUCAAGUAGAACUCCUUUGAAUCAGUAUCUUAGACGGCCUGAACAAAUUUGGAAAAUUUUUAGGACAUUUUUAACCUCCCUAAUACGGACGCGAAAGGGACACUGUCAAGGGUCCUAAUUACACAGGUGUCCGUAUCAUGUAGCAUUUUUGGGACCAAGCGAACUGUAAGUUGUAGUGAGAUGUCGACCAGGGCCCAGUUGUUCGAAGGCCGAUUAGAGCUUAACCUGGGGUUACAUUUAACCGAGGUUUUUCUUUCGUUCAAAAGCACUUUCUCGGAUAAUUUUCUCUGUUAUUUUUAGUGCUUCCAAUCAUCAACUUGUAGAAAAAAAGAAUUUAAACUGAAAUGCUUUUUAAGCUUUCAAAUCUGAAUUCAAAUCUCGCACUAAUCCUGGGUUAUCUUAACCCAGCUUUGAACAACUCGGCCCAGGUGUCCAUAUUAUAGAGGUGGGUCAGAGACGGCUAUGUUGCGGAGGAAGGGAUUGUUUGAAAUUAAGUAGAGGUACCUGCAUUGUAUGACGAAAAUCUAAGUCUAGUUCAGGCAGUUUCACCAAGGUCCCGUGUACAUUUAGAAAACCUGUUCCAGAUAGAAGGGUCUCUCGCCUACCCUAGUUACCCUGUGCGAGCCAACUUUUCUUAUAUUUCCUUAAAAAACUUUGGGAACCAUUUACAUUUCAAACAAAAAAUUAGCUCAACUAGAAGGGUAAACCCACCUAGCCAGGUUAGCUGUUGGCUUGAGAAAGGGAUUUCGCGUUUUACGCGACUGUGUUAUCCAGCCGGCAUUUGCAAAAAUGUGUUUGUGAAUUAUCGACUUUCCUAAUUUGCGUAUCUCCUAAUGGUCUUUAAUUCCUUGAGGCAAUUAAUUUAUUAUUUCUUGGUUUUACCCUAUUUUCAAGUUUAAAUGAAAUAAAAAAGAGGGUCAAUAAUUUGAGGAAAAACCUUUCAUAAAAUGUUGGCUUCCAUAGACAAAAAGUUCGUGAUUUAAAUCCAAAACUAAAGGAAGUCAGUUUAUACUUAGUCGCAUACUCCAUCAAAACAUCUGGUUCCAUAGAAACGUAAAAGCUCAAUUUUACAUGAUAAAAACAACAUCGGCUAUGCAUUAUAGUUUUGGAUUACGCCUCGAUAAACGGUUAACGAAAUCGAUAACCGGGGAUUGAAAGCACUACUUUUGCAGAGUUCUCUCUACAAGGCUUUAAUUUUUCAUUGUAAGUUCCGAUUAUCUCCUUCAAGGAUGAAUGGAGAUUUUCUCAGAGUCUGUUAUCAGUGUUGGUUUGUGUGAAUGUCUUUGUAAUGAGCUGUCUUUACAUUUUACGCGCACCACCGCGAACGUGCUUGGAGCUGCGUGUUAUAGACCUCUUUAGCUUGUUUAUUUUGUUUUCCCAAAGUAGGUCGUGUGAUAACACUCCUGAGAACUGUUUCUUUCAACAAAUUUUGUCUUAUUCACGUGUACGUGUACGCAGAAUUUAUCAAAAGACAAAAGGCCAAGCUGAACCCCUGAGACCUUUAUUGGGAAAACAAAACGUACAAGCUAAAGAUGUCUAUUGACUUAAGGCUUAGUCAUAUUUGUCCUUCCAUGUGUGGAGUAGUAAACCUCGGUGAAAAACUUAAACCUUGCUCCAAAGGACAACUUCACAAUUUUUUUUCAAAGUUACUCCUUUUCACAGUACAUUCUGGUUGUGUUUUUUGUUCUUUCUCAGAUUUAAGCGAUCGUCAUCGCGAAGUCAUGGGUGCCGUGAAAUCACAGCUUGAAUCUUCCCAUCAAGAAGAGUUGAACGAACUCACCGCCAGCUUUCUGGCAGACAGUGCCAUCAAGGUCGAGUCUGCCCGUUUGGAAACUGAACACGAGUGGCAAGAAAAACUGGAUUCAGUGAAGCAAAAACACGAGGAGGAUGUCCAGGCUUUAAACGAAAAACUGUCGCAAGUGAGUAGGAAUUAAUGUUUUCGGAAAGUAAAUACAGUGGAAUCUACAUGUGCGACCACCUCUUGUAAGCGACAACCUAUCCAAAACACCAAAAUUCUCCCACUUAAAGCUCUGUAGUACGAACCUCUCGUAAACGAUCACCUCUUACAAGCAUCCUCGACCACGUUUUGUCCUUAUAGUAUUAUGGUUUUCUAUAGUUUUUAACCACUUGUAAGCGACCACUUGACUCAAGGUGCGGUCCUUCUGUUUGCUGUUUGUACCAUAUUACUAAUACACGAAACUCCCGUGUCGUUUUAGCGUCGACGAAUUAGACGCUUCUUAAAUUGAGUCGUUGGCUUUUCUGUGUGUUCGAGGGCGGCCUGUGCAUGUUUCAAGAGCGAAAACAGGUUGUCGGUGUGUCGGUUCCAAAUCUGCGCCAUCUUGAAUUGUCACAAUAGCAUCCGGCAUGCGGAGCGUACCAUGCGCUAUUUUAAAACGUCACAAUAAAAUGUUUGCGUCACAAAAGUAUCCAUCAUGCACAUCGCGUUCCCAUUCCCAGCGCGUUUCGCAACCUUUGGAUCUUUGCUUCCACAAUCUUUCCUUUUCUAAAUCUUUCGUACAUCAAAGGCUGAUCAGGGAAGUUUUUCAUGAUUCCUGAAGCUUUUGUGAUGCCUGCUGUCCAAACGGCAUAUUAUUUCAUUUUGCUGCAUGCACAAAUCUGGUGCCUAAGACCCUAAGGUGACGCACUAUAAUCUACGAUUACUGCUAGUCCUUCAGACUAUUCUCUAUGUAUUGCAUGUCUCAACGAAGCUAUGUUUGCUUAUUACAACAAGUGAAUUGAUAAGGUUGUAUCCUCUUUUGGUUUAUUACAGACACCGGAUCAAAACUGCCCACAUACCCCUCCCCUAACCCUACAUUUUGCCUUAAGUGAGCAGUAAGUGUCAGACGCCUUUUAAGAAUAUUAGGGAGUUUAGGCAACGACAUUUUUAAGCGACGCACGUCAACCGGAAGUGAUGGUCUAACGACACUGAGUACUACAAAUUUGGAAGCCUUACGACAUAUUACACGAGAAAAAGGCUCACUUCCGGUCGACAUGCGUCGCUCAAAAACGGCGCUGCUUUAACUCCCUAAUUAGAAUAGCAAAAAGUCAAUGAAUCCCAAUCUGCAGUGGCAGAAAAGAAGCUGUGUCCGUCAUUCAGUGCUCCCUUGCUUGUAAACAUUGCAUUGGAUAUCAUCACACGUUAAUGAACUCUUUUAAUAAUUAGUAAACGUCUUGUUUAAUUGUCAUACAUUAAAAUGCGUCUUUUUUUUAGUACGAAAAGGAAAUGGAUGAACUUAAAGAAAAGCAUGAAUACGAACUGAACGAAAAGCUUUCACAACAAGAAGAACAGUUUGAGGAAAGACUGGAAAAAGAGCUUCAUGAAGUGAAAAAGAAACAGCAAGAACACUUCGCAGAUGUCGCGCAGCAAAGCGAAACGGCUGCAAAUGAAGCCCACAUGAACGAACUGAAUGCUUUGAGAAACAAACUCAUGGAAGAAUUCCGAGAUAAACUGGAAGAGGUGGAACAAAAUCUCGCCGAACAACACGCUCAAGAGCUGGAAGAUCUACGGAAUGAGCUCGAGCAGGAACAAGCUGAAGUCACCAGCGCGGCGUUGGAGGACUUAGGAAAGAAGCACGCUGAAGACGUUGAGUUUUUGAGGGGAGAACAAGAGCAGCUGCUAGAGCAAGCCGCGGAAACGAGAAGACGCCUGGAAAAGAUGCACGAGGAAGAAAUUCAGGAGAUAAACGAGCAAGUGAAACGAGAACACGAGAAACUGACGCGCAUGAGAGAGGACUUGGAAGGAACCUACGACCAUACCGCUAAAGAGCAUGCGCAGCAACUGGAAGGCAUGCGGGCUCAGAUGGAUAAACAACUUGCUACGGAGAAGGAAAAACACUUAACAGAACUUGAAAGUCUGAAAAAGGAUUUUGAGAAGACUCUUGCGGAAGGUGAUCAAACUCACGUCGAGGAGGUGGAAAGACUCAGGUCUACAAUGGAGCAAGAGAAGAUGGAGAAAGAAUUGGAGCACGUACGAGAGCUAGAAAAAUUAGCUGAAGACAUGGAGAGAAG